AUGGAUGAAGGGUUAAUCAAUGGAGUUGUCUUUUUAGAUCUAAAAAAGGCAUUUGAUACCGUUGACCAUGCUAUUUUAUUAAACAAAUUAUAUUUAUAUGGAGUGAGAGGAAGGGCGCAUGACUGGUUUAGGUCCUAUCCGUCUAAUCGUACCCAGUAUUGUCAAGUUAAUGGCAAACUGUCUGAACCACGAACAAUAAUUACUGGUAUUCCGCAGUGCUCAAUUCUUGGACCCUUACUCUUUCUUGUUUACAUAAAUGACUUGCCAAAUUGCUUAAAAAGUGCGGAUUGUAACAUGUUUGCUGAUGAUACUCAAUUAAGAACGGCAAAUAAGGAUGUCAAAGUAAUUUUUGAAACGUUAAAUGAUGACCUAGCAAAUAUUUCAGUUUGGAUGGCGGCCAACAAGCUGAGCCUGAACAAAAGCAAAACUAAAUACAUGUUUAUUGGAUCACAUCAAAAACUUAAACAGUGUAACUCCGAAUUGCAAAUAAAAAUUGGAGAUACGCCUAUUCAACGAGUAACCGUUACUAAAUCACUGGGUAUGAUGGUAGAUGAGACCUUAACCUGGCAUUCUCAAACAGAUCUAAUAACAAAGAAAGUGAACAAGGAUCUUUAG
This is a messenger RNA of Paramuricea clavata, 615 nucleotides long. NCBI's taxonomy places the organism in Eukaryota, Metazoa, Cnidaria, Anthozoa, Malacalcyonacea, Plexauridae. The record is from the annotation of a GenBank genome assembly.